AUGGGAAAAAGGUAUGUCAAAGAAGUAUUGUUAGUUGUUGGUCUCAAGGAUAAUUUGCUCAGUGUAGGGCAAAUGAUGGAACAUGGAUAUGUUCUGAUUUUUGGUGCCAAUAAGGUUGAAAUUUAUGAUGAUUCCUCUCUAUCAAAUCUGGUUGCUAAGGUGCAAAUGAAAGGCAACAGAAGUUUUCCUUUGAAGCUGCACACAACUUUACAAGUUGCAUUAAGAGCAAAUGUCGAGUCAUCCUUAGUCUGGCAUAGAAGAAUGGGGCACUUAAACUUCACCAGUUUGAAGCUGCUGCAAGAUCAAGGAAUGGUACUUAGAUUGCCAGAAUUAAGCCUGUCAAUGAAGUGUGUGAGGGCUGUACUUUUGGAAAGCAUUGCAAAGAUUCCUUUCCAAAAGAAACAAUAA
Molecule: messenger RNA, 408 nt
Organism: Prunus armeniaca (apricot)
Lineage: Eukaryota; Viridiplantae; Streptophyta; Magnoliopsida; Rosales; Rosaceae
Source: the annotation of a GenBank genome assembly